GGUCUUAAAGGUUUCGCAUUUUAAGCCGGGGUAGAGGCGACACAUUUCGGUGCGGAAUUGAGAGGGCACAAGGAGAAUCUCGCUGGUUGCUUUCGCUUGCCGCUUCCUCUUUCUGGGAUCGGGAGAAAUCCCGGUCAGAGGUUUUAAUGCUCUGCUUCGUCUGCUCUGCCACCAGAUCUGAAAGCCUCAGCUCUGGGAUUCGGCCUCUAUUCUGAUCCUCCCCCGCACUCGAUCUGGUUUACUUUUCGCUGCGAUAUUUAGUUUUGGGACGAGCGAGGCUGGUUAUUUGACGGUGCGCGCGUUGGAAGUCUGAUACUUCGGGUUUCUGGGUUGUUUGUGUUGUUGGAGGGGGUAGAUCGACGAAGUGAGAGUGAGUCUUGAUUGGAUUGGAGAUGGGUGAGGGCGCGGGGUUCCAGUUAGGAACCGUCGGAGCGCUGAGCCUAUCGGUGGUGUCGUCGGUGUCGAUAGUGAUCUGCAACAAGGCGUUGAUGAGCUCCCUUGGGUUUCAAUUUGCUACAACGUUGACAAGCUGGCAUCUACUGGUUACCUUCUGUUCUCUUCAUGUGGCACUAUGCAUGAAGCUAUUUGAGCACAAACCUUUUGACCGAAAAGUUGUGAUGGGGUUUGGAGUGCUGAAUGGAAUCUCAAUUGGAUUAUUAAAUCUGAGUCUAGGUUUCAACUCUGUUGGUUUUUAUCAGAUGACAAAACUGGCAAUCAUUCCUUGUACUGUCUUCUUAGAGACGGCCUUUUUUGCAAAGAAGUUCAGCCGAAGUAUUCAAUUCUCACUUUCCAUUCUUCUAUUGGGUGUUGGAAUUGCAACUGUGACAGAUCUGCAGCUUAACUUGCUUGGGUCUAUAUUGUCUCUCCUGGCAAUUAUUACUACUUGUAUUGCACAAAUUAUGACUAACACUAUACAAAAGAAGUUUAAGGUUUCUUCAACCCAACUUUUGUACCAGUCUGCUCUUUACCAAUCACUAACUCUGUUUGUAUCUGGUCCUUUUCUUGAUGGGCUCCUAACUAACCAGAAUGUGUUUGCAUUCAAUUACACAACUCAAGUUCUUGUUUUCAUCGUGUUUUCUUGCCUAAUAUCAGUCUCCGUCAACUUCAGUACAUUUCUUGUAAUUGGGAAGACAUCGCCAGUGACAUACCAAGUUCUAGGGCAUCUCAAAACCUGCCUGGUUUUGACUUUUGGCUAUGUGUUGCUUCAUGAUCCAUUUAGUUGGAGAAAUAUCUUUGGAAUCUUUGUUGCAAUAAUUGGGAUGGUUUUGUAUUCUUAUUUUUGUGUAACUGAAGGUCAACAAAAAGCUCGGGAAGCAACUGCUCAGAUGUUGCAGGGGAAAGAUAAUGAGUCUGAUCCUUUGAUGAGAGCUGAAGUUGGAGCUGGCGUAAAUAAUGACGGCUCUCCUCCCAUAAGCCAAGUUUGGAGCUCAAACAAAGACUUGCGCGCGUGAUGUCUCCUUCACAUGCAGAUGUAUGCAUGCUGAAACUCUAUCAGAACACCGUGAUAGAUUUGGGGUGAAAGCCAAGGACCGUAUUCUUAAAUUUGAACCCUAAGAUUAAAUUGAGUCAGUGAGUUUCUUUAAUUGAUUUUUGGAGAGCAAAUUUACUAGUUUUUUUAUUCUAAAUUCGUGCGAGCUAUUACUGAAAGAGUAUUCAUUGUCGAACGUAAUGUGUGUCUUCAAUUUGUAAUUACGACUCUGUUAUUACAGUACAUAGACGAAGUCGUAUGUCUGCGGGGCAUGAAUUGGGAAGAACCUUAAUUUCGUGAA
Molecule: messenger RNA, 1769 nt
Organism: Zingiber officinale
Lineage: Eukaryota; Viridiplantae; Streptophyta; Magnoliopsida; Zingiberales; Zingiberaceae
Product: UDP-xylose transporter 3-like
Exons: 7
Coding region: 393-1451 (352 amino acids)
Cellular component (GO): Golgi apparatus
Molecular function (GO): antiporter activity; UDP-xylose transmembrane transporter activity
Source: RefSeq, a predicted model, not a curated record